Tremella mesenterica DSM 1558 is the source of this 342-nucleotide messenger RNA. RefSeq lists its product as uncharacterized. Bases 1 to 342 code for a protein of 113 amino acids. Lineage: Eukaryota; Fungi; Basidiomycota; Tremellomycetes; Tremellales; Tremellaceae. The record is from RefSeq and is a predicted model, not a curated record. The transcript has a single exon.
AUGACCGACCGUAUUCAUCGCGAAGCAGAAAAGCAAGCUGUUUUAUGGCGUAAAGCAGCUGAUAUAGCAAAAUAUCAAGCUACACAAGAAUCUCAUCAUCGGACUCGUAAACAAAUACAAGAUGCUUCUGAAAAAUUAAAAGAAGUUUGUCGUCAAUCUCUCACCGAUGCAAAGAUCGCUCAAAGACGUUUGGAAGAAGCUGAGAGAAGAGUUGAAGAAGCUAGAUUGGAAUUACAGAGAAGGAAACAAGAGGCAAAGUUAUGUCAACAAGAAGCAAUGUUACGUGCUCAGGAAUAUGGAAGGUUGGUCAAGCUUGGGAAAGAGACGAAGAUUAUACGAUGA